This is a messenger RNA of Pelagomonas calceolata, 1191 nucleotides long. The record is from the annotation of a GenBank genome assembly. NCBI's taxonomy places the organism in Eukaryota, Pelagophyceae, Pelagomonadales, Pelagomonadaceae.
AUGUCGGGCAGCAGCAAGAAGUCACUCAAGGCCGCCCUGGCCCUCGGCGGCGGCCUCGUGACCGUGGGCCUCAUGGCCGCCAUGCUGACCGAUGAUGAUGGGCCGCCGGAGGAUGUGGUCGACGGCGUCCAGUCGACGAUGAACGGUCUGGUGGACAAGGCCGGCGGCGCGGUUGCGGCCAUGGCGGCUUCGGUGGGGGAGGCGGUCAAAUCGUCGCUCGGUGGGGUGCUCAAGACCUCGGCACCGGCGCCUUCGAAGACGAAGAAGGCCAAGAAGCGCAAGACGAAGACGAAGGCGGCGGCGAAGGCGCGGAAGGCGCGCAAGCGCGAGGCCAAGGCGGCGAGGGCGACGGUGCCCGUCACGCCGCCGAAGAAGACCCCGGCCGCGCGCGAGGAGCCCGUCGUGCCCGAGGCCGCGCCGCCCGUCGUGGAUGCGCCGGUGCCAUACGCCGUCGGCGCGCGCGUCGAGGCGCGCUGGGCCGGGACGUGGUACGGGGCCGUCGUAGAAGAGCUGCACGCCGACGGGAGCUACGAGGUCGAGUGGACCGACACGCCCAACGUCUUCAACACGGUCGCGGCGGCCGACGUGCGCGCCGCCGAGGACGAGCCAGUGCCGCCGCCGCCGCCGGAGGCCGAGGAGGAGGCGGCGCCCGCGGCCGAGCCGCCCGCGCCCGCUCCGCCCGCCGCCGCGGACGACGAGGCCGGCGAGGAGGAGCCCGAGGAGGAGCAGGAGCCCGAGGCCGCGGACGGCGAGGCGCCCGCGGCGGAAGAGGCGCCCGAGGCCGCGGCCGCGGACGACGAGGUCCAGGGCCUCCUCGACGGCGCCGCGCCGCGCGUCGUCGUCGACAUGCUCCUGGCCAACGAGAGCUUCAAGAUCGCCUUCGACCAGGAAAAUCCCAAGCGCCCGGACUCGGCGUCCUGGACGCGCUACGAGGCCUACAAGGCGGCGACGUGCGGCGAACAGGUGCUCGAGCUGGGCGGGUCGAAGAGCGACGUGCUCCACGACUACAAAAAAGGCUUCCUCCGCGUGACGCGCUGCCCGGCGAUGAUCGCGUACGACCUCGACCGCGACGCCGUCGCCCCGGAGGAGCCGGUAACAACGGGCCGCCCGGCGCGCCGCGCGCCGAAGCGCGAGCUCUUCGUCGCCGAGUCGGCGACGGUCGACAACAAGAAGCUCAAGGGCGCCGAGUGA